CUCGGUUUAGUGGUUGGCAGAAUACUAGUCCAACAAACUACCUCUGAGCCCUUCACAAUCUGAAGGGGAAAAAAUGAAAGGCAAUUUCUCUCCUUUUAUGUAUCUCCCGCCUCAAAACCUAAACCAUCUUCACACAAUCACAGAUUUCAAUAAUUUUUAUAACAACUUCAAUACAAUUCUUCUGUCAUCAACUCAAAAUCACAAUUCUCCUAACCCUAACAAAGUUUUGAAGAAAAAUGGCAAAAAAUUCAGAAGAAACAACCACAACCUCAAUUUCUCUUCAACUUCCCUUUCGAUUGAAAACCCAGAGGAACCCACUUCUCAAAAUUGGCUUAAAAUACAACCAGCCAAUAAAGGAAGCUCAAAAGUUAAAGUGCUUUUAAAAAAUGUAUCUGUUAUUGAAAAGGCUUUGAUUGGUGCAACAGCAGGAGGAAUUGCAGGUGCUUUUACUUAUGUUUGUCUACUUCCACUUGAUACUAUCAAAACAAAGCUUCAAACAAAAGGGGCUGACAAAAUUUACAAUGGUACAUUUGAUGCAAUUGCUAAAACCUUUCAAAGUUCUGGAAUUUUAGGGUUUUAUCGUGGUGUUUCUGCUGUGAUUAUUGGUUCUACUUUCUCUUCUGCUAUGUAUUUUGGUACUUGUGAAUUUGGUAAGUCUGUGUUGUCUAAAGUACCGAAUUACCCUGCUGUGCUUAUUCCUCCUACUGCUGGUGCAAUGGGUAAUAUUGUUUCUUCUGCAAUAAUGGUUCCGAAAGAGCUUAUUACGCAGAGAAUGCAGACCGGGGCAAAGGGUAGGUCUUGGGAGGUUUUGGUUAAGAUAUUACAGAAAGAUGGGGUAUUGGGUCUUUAUGCUGGUUAUUCUGCAACAUUACUUAGAAAUUUGCCUGCUGGUGUUUUAAGUUAUUCUUCAUUUGAGUAUUUGAAAUCUGCUGUGUUGAGUAAAACUGGGCAAGAGAAUUUGGAACCUUUACAAAGUGUGUGUUGUGGGGCAUUGGCAGGGGCGAUUUCAGCUUCAAUUACGACGCCACUCGAUGUGGUUAAGACUAGAUUGAUGACUCAGGUUCAAGGAGAGACUAAGAAUAAGGUUUCUGCUGUUGUUUAUAGUGGGGUGAAUGAAACUGUUACGCAAAUUUUGAAGGAAGAAGGAUGGGUUGGAUUUAGUAGAGGAACGGGUCCUAGGGUUGUUCAUAGUGCUUGUUUUGCAGCUUUGGGUUAUUUUGCAUUUGAGACGGCUAGGCUUACUUUGCUUCAUCAGUAUCUCAAGAAGAAGCAGGCUGAAGAGAUGGUCAAUACUUCUGUUUAACUCAACAUCUGUAUUUAAGAUGGUGGAUGUUACAUCUUUGCUACCCUUCCCUCUCUGGCAGUUCAGCUCAUAUUACAUCGGUGCCUUACCAGCAAGUAGAUCAGCUUCUGGUCUUCCUUGAGCUCAAUACAACUGUAAGCUGAGAUAGAAAACAAUAGGAAUGAGAAAACCCUAACUGUUUAUGCCUGAGAAUGGUUUGUAAAAUUCAUUACUUAUAUAGGUUUAGACUUCAAACACAGUUUUGAGUUCUUAUGACAUGAAAAGGUCGGAAGUGAGAAAGAUGCGGAUGACACGUUAAUAACGUGUAACUUAAUUCCUACUCAACUCAAUCAGUUUUCCAGAAAAUAAUAAGAAAUGGAAUGUAGGUCUUACAGUUGUUUUUGAACUAA
Molecule: messenger RNA, 1692 nt
Organism: Papaver somniferum (opium poppy)
Lineage: Eukaryota; Viridiplantae; Streptophyta; Magnoliopsida; Ranunculales; Papaveraceae
Product: protein MITOFERRINLIKE 1, chloroplastic-like
Exons: 2
Coding region: 74-1303 (409 amino acids)
Cellular component (GO): mitochondrial inner membrane
Molecular function (GO): S-adenosyl-L-methionine transmembrane transporter activity
Source: RefSeq, a predicted model, not a curated record